AGGCCCUUCCACCCAACGCAAAUUACAUUUCUCUGCUGAUUUUUCCUUCUUUGCUCUUUAUUUCUUUUCGUCUGCCAUCCUUUGUAUUGUACAUAUAUACUUCUCACCAGAAUGGCGGCCCCCAGUCCGCAGCAGAUCGCUGCCAUUCAGCAGCAUAUCGCAGCAGAAGCCGCCAAGCGAGGACUCACUCCUGAAGAAUUCGCCAAGCAACAAAGAGAACAACUGGCAGCAGAUGCUGCAAAAGCCGGAUUGACGACUGAACAAUAUGUUGCACAGCUGAGAAUGCGAGCCGUAGCAGCACAACAGGCCCAACGACAGGCCCAAGGCCAAGCGCAGCAACAACCUGCACAGCAACAAACUACAACACAAGUUCCUGUGAAUGCAUCAAAUCCUCCUAAUCCAAAGGCUAUUGCAGUAGCAAAAUUUUUACAUUCCCAGGAUCUGAAGACUAGGACUUGUAUUUUGGAUGGACAGAGAAAGGACCUAUUCAAAGUAAAACGUGCUAUUCGAGCUCUUGAGUCUCCUGCCUAUGCAAAAGCUGCAAAGAAAAACCCCUUGCUUCCACCGGUGACGGACCGCGCAUCAGCGGAGAACGUCUUCAAGCUCCUCCCGCUCUCUCUCCUCGCGUUACGGGUUUCAAAGGUUGACCCGCAUGCUGGCCACAACCAUGCUAAACCGAAGAAUCGUGUCAAGGGACUUUGGACUGUCAAGAUCGAGCAACAUCAGGACACGGAUCCCAUGGUACACUAUGUCUGGCUUUACGAGGGAUCCCAGUGGAAGCAGAAACUUAUGGCAGGCGCGGUUGUUGCGGCUAUUUUUGCCGUUGUCCUGUUCCCUUUGUGGCCCAGAAUGCUCAGACAGGGAGUCUGGUACCUGAGUGUUGGCAUGCUGGGUCUCCUGGGGUUGUUCUUCGCUAUGUCUAUCUUCCGUCUCAUACUAUUUUGCGUCACCGUAUUCGUCGUGCCUCCGGGACUUUGGCUCUUCCCCAAUCUGUUUGAGGACGUCGGAUUCGUUGACAGCUUUAAACCAUUGUGGGGAUGGCAAGAGGUAUGUUGCGAUGCGAUUUUCUUGAUGGAUAAGCGGCUUAUUGUUUUCCUUUGCAGAGCAAGAAAAAGAAGAAGUCCAAGAAAGCCAAGGGCGAUGCAUCUCAGUCUCCUCAGGGCACUGCAGCAGACACUGCUUCGUCGGCACCCAAGUCUAUGGGCGAUAUCAAACGCGAUUUAACCCCUCGAGUUGAGGAAGUCCAGGAAUAAAUAGUGUGUCUAUGAUGAUAUCUCUUAUGUUCCUUAUGGCCCCUGCAAAAUUAUUUUCCGGCUUGUUUCGAACUGCCUUCCGUCCAGGUCUUGACGGUGCAGGGAUGGUUAUGUAUCAGUAUUCUUUUCUGCCAUGGGCUAUUCUAUUUACAUUGGCUUAUGGCCCCAAGGAAAUGGGGUUAUCUUAUAGUACUUUGCGUGUACAAAUGAGGGAGGUUGAUUUUCCCGAUAUGACCUGAAAGGGUUUAAUUGACCCCAAUAAUCACCAUUCUAUCUUCACUUCUCGAUUGUUGGGCCUUCCCGUUUUAGAAACCCGUAUUGAAAGCACGAGUUCCCUAGCUGCCAAUAGUGAGCUGCCCGAAAAUAUAUGGAGCCAGCAGGCUUUCUUCAGGGGUAUACCUGCGAUUCUAGGUAGCUCAAAGCCACUGAACCUAGAAAGAUGGGAUCCUAGUUCAAGACCAGAACAGAAACAUAGAGCCGUACCUUUCGUUCCAUUAAACAGGUAGGCUGGAAAGGAAGUGCAGUUCAUUAUAUGAUCCGAACCAAAAUGGCAAGCUUUGGUUCCAAAGCAUGCAGCAUUGUAAUCCAAGUUGGUAUGUACUAGUACGGCCGUUUCGGAUUCGACCUUAGAAAAGCGUUGGUGACAUAGAGGGGAAUAGAAAUUGACUUUCCCCAAAUCCAGAGAGGAGGAUAUCAAUUGCCCGACUCGACGACAAAGAACCUUCCCUUCGUUUUCGAUGCGUAACCCAGAGCAUUGCCAUCCCAGGCGUCACCAUCUGGAUGCUCAUUCUUCUCCGCCUGAAUGCGCUGUACUCUCUUUCGCCGUCCAAUAACCCGCUCUUUGGACAUAGCCUCUUUGAGGCGAUCCAAUCCGAUUGUGUUCUCCUUCACUGCCUCCGGCGUUUCGUCGCGGAUACUUUGAAGCGGCUCUACACCACUGGCAUCAACGCGCUGGAUUUCUUUCACAAAGUGGAUCUGGGACUCGAGAGUGUCAAUCAUGGCCUUUUCUUCUUCUUUGCUUGCAGGCUGUGGAAGAGCGGACAGACGGAGGAGAUGGUGGAGCUGCUCGGGCGUGACUGCUGGUGGCGAUUUCGUGGUUUCAUCGGGGAGUAAAGAUCUGACGGACCAACUGGGUUUUGAAAGAAUGGCUUUGAUGUCCGUGAUGCUCGCAAUGUCGGAUUUCGAGGAAGAAUAGAACCGAUAGUGCUGUGCCAAGCGUCGAAUGUGUAAUGCUGGCCGCGAAAGCUGGCGCGGACUGAUGCGCAGACAAGCCAUUGCCAUUCAAUAAAUAGCUGGAGAGGGGAAACCUGUAGCUUGUAUUGUCAAGAUAAUACUGGAAGUAAUGAGCAAAUGUCUCCUUAGAGGAGUAGAGGUUGAGCAUGCAUCCAAUCUGGAAGAUCAACA
Messenger RNA from Monascus purpureus, 2657 nucleotides. Lineage: Eukaryota; Fungi; Ascomycota; Eurotiomycetes; Eurotiales; Aspergillaceae. The record is from the annotation of a GenBank genome assembly.